UUUUUCGAUCCGAGUUUCAGAAAUCAAUUUAGAAUCAGACUAAUUUAUUUUCAUUUAUUUCAACAGGUUUAUAAAACCAACUGCCUAAUUUUGUUCGUAUUAGUUUAUAGUAUCCGUUUGUAUUCGCCUAACAUAAACAAUUGACAAGUUUCUGUAAUUAUGUCGGAAUUUUAUGAUCAUUACCAAAAUUAUUACCAUCGUUGGGAGCCGCUCGCGGAAUUUAAUUUUAAUCUUCUUGAGAAUGUAACAUUUGAAAAUAGGAAAUAUAUUUACUGUCUUUGCAGCAGAGUUCACCUACGAGAUGAGGUAUAUUGUGUUGAUAAACAAAGGCUCACUGUAAGCGAUGCUGAAGUUAUGCGCAAUUCUUACGUUCAGGACACGGAAGACCAAUCCCAUGUCCAUUUUUCUCUGGACACAACUUGUAAGGUUAAAUGUGAGAAUGAAACUGCAAGUUGUUACUGCAGUGCAUCCCAUACUGAAAAUUAUUGUUCCACCGACGAACAUGAUCAAGUCCAUUAUACAUCCAAUACAAUCCAACCAAGUGAUAGUGGAGCCGAUCUCACAUACCAGGACUAUCACUCUGAUAUUACUAACCAUGAUAAAAUAGAUGUAUCGGACACUAUGGAUCAAGAUCUAGAUAUGCAAGAUGAGACUAACGAGAACUACUUCUCUGAAGACACAUGGGAUAAAUUCUGGGCUAUCAAUAGAGAAAGAAUUAUAUGGGCUUCAUGGAUAAAAAAGUACAGUGACUAUAUCAACCCAUCAUACUUGGAUGAAAAUAAUGAUCUGGUAUUAGAUGACAAUAAUAUACCAAAACCGCAAUCAGCUGACCCAGUUAAUAUGGAACAAGCUGAAAGUCCGAUAGACAAAGAUGAAUGCGUGAGAGAAAGGAAAUUCUCUUACGAUUCAAAAGUUAAUCCUUAUAAAAAAAUCAAAACAGAAGAUGAAUUGGAUAAAGUUGAUAAAUCAAGUGAAUCAUUCAGCAAAGAAGAAGCUUGGUUACCCUUAACUCGGAGAAGGUCUUGUUCGGAACACGAAAGGAUCGUCAGUCCUAGAACAUUUGUUGGCACAGAUUCAAUGACGAAUGUUACAAAGAUGACACUGUCAAGUCAUGAUGUCACUUCAAGCCAUAUGACAUCAGAAUCAACAUCAACUGAUGAAUAUAGUGUCUCAUCAUCCCCAUCUGAUGACCAAUCUAACGAUCAAACGAGAAUCGCUAAUCUAAAUAUUGAUGAUAAUCAAGAUCAAUCAGAAGAAAUGGAUACUGAACAGUAUUGGGAAUUUUUAUGGAAGAAACAUUUUGGUGAACAAUAUGCAUUGCAUUAUGCUAAUUAUAUUGCAUGUCAUGAAGGAAAUGUAGAUAUGGCAAUCAAUAAUGAGAUUGAACCAGAGAAGAAUGUGGUUGAUAUUGAAAUGGAAAAAAGUGAGGGUAAUUCACAAGAGAUGGCUUCAGUCAUUGAAGUGCAACAGAAGGUGGAUAAAAUCAAACUAGAAGAUAAAGUACCGUCAAAGAAGAAUAAGAAACAGAAUCGUAAAUAUGUUGGGUCUAUUGGUAUUUUGUUACAAAAUUUACUGAAGGUGGAAAAGGAUUCAGAUUUGGAUGAAGUUUUUGAAGCGAAUGAAGGAUAUGGUAAUACUAAUUCACAGGUUGUUGAAAAAACAACAACAAACACUAAUACAGCUAUUGAGUUACAUUUACGACCAACUAAAAAUACACAAAAAGGCACAACUGACGAUGGAGAUAAUGAUCCACCAGAGGAAAAACCAGUAAUAUUAAAAUCUAGUCAUGAGAUAGAAGAAGAAGAAAAGGCAGUGGCUGAAAAGAUAAAAUCUACAUUUGAUAUAAUGGGUUUCGCGAUCGACGCAGGAAGCAUACCUAAAGGAAAGUUAGUCUACAAGAAACGUUUGGGAAAACUUCGACCUCCGCGAUACAAAAAAUUUGUAACACCAAAGAAAACUUACUUUGAUGAUGAUGGGAAUCCUUACACGGAACAGGAAUCACAAGAAGACAAAGAAACGGUGACCGAUGAGGAUUUAGACAUACAAUCGGAUAAUGAUAAAUUAUCUGCAAAUAUGGUGAUGGAACUCAGUGAUAACAAUGAUGAUGAGAAAGGUGAUGGUGAAGAGACGCAGGUGAAGUUGGAUGCAGAAGUACCAAUACCUGCGAAGGUAGAUAACUCCAGUGAUGUACAGGAUGAUGAGAGUAAAUAUCCCAAUGAUGUGGCUUCAUGUUCAGAUCAAACUAAACGUAGAAAGAGACAGAAACGUCACACUAAAUCUGACACAAGGGAAAAAGAAGGGGACAUUCCGCCAGAACUACAAGGUGAUAGCAAAAUGGUCAAAUACUGGAAGAAACGACAUUCCUUGUUCCACAGGUUCGACGAAGGUAUAGUGUUGGACCGCGAGAGCUGGUUCAGCGUGACGCCGGAGAGCGUGGCGGCGCACAUCGCCGACAAGUUCGCCUUCGACACCGUCGUCGACGCCUUCUGCGGCGCCGGCGGCAACACCAUACAGUUCGCCAAGACCUGCAAGAAAGUGAUAGCGAUAGACAUCGACCCCGGUAAGAUCUCGCUGGCUCGGCACAACGCGCUGGUGUAUGGCGUGCAGGAGAACGUGGAAUUCUUGGUGGGGGACUUCUUCCAGCUGGCGGACACCCUGCACGCAGACAUGGUGUUCCUCAGCCCGCCCUGGGGGGGACCUAAUUACUCACAGAAUCAAAAAUAUGAUAUAGAAAAAAUGUUGGAGCCUAAGCCGGCGUCAGAGCUAUUGAAAGUCGCUAGGAAAAUAACAUCCAACAUCGCUUUGUAUCUACCGAGGAAUACCAAAUCUGAUCAGAUAUUAGAGUUGGCGCGGUCGAUUGGCGCGUCAGUCGAGAUAGAACAGAGUUAUCUUGAUAGAAGAUAUGUAGCUAUUACAGCGUAUUUUUAUUAAUAACUAUCUAUUACUAAUACUUAGUAAUUGGGAAUUAAUGCAAUCUAAAUUAUUAUAAUACUAAAUAUGUGUUUUUCAAGGAUUUUUUUCUUUGAAAUGUGAUGAAUGUUUUACUAAUGUUCAUGCGUUACUUUUACUAAAGGUUUUGUCAAAAUCAAUUCAUAAUUAUUUUAUGAUUAUCUGUACUAGUUGCGUUUUUUUUUAAAUUUAUUUAAUUGAUAAAGAAGAGUCAUAGAUAUACCUAAGAAAGCGGGUUUUAUAAUUAAUUCUACUAAUUCACUUAGUAAAUUCUAUUUUAGUGUAAGGUAAACAUUAGUUCUUUUGUUAUUUGCUACUGGCAACUUGCCACACCUUAUUUUAGGCAAAUAGACAUAAUAUAGCCCAGAUUAUCUUAGUUUUCAAGUUAUUCAGAACAAAGUAAUAAUAAAAUAUUUUCUCUAAAAAAUACGUACUUAUCAAUUAAUGUUUAAAAUUAAUAAACGAUUGCAUAAAUCUUUCAGGGAACUGCCAUUUUUAUACCUGGCAACACUGAAAGGUUAAUAAUUUUUUGUUCUAGCUCAUAUUGACAAAAUGCAAUUUUUGUCACCAUAGAUUUUCUUUGAUGAAUCUUAAGUAAUAUUAGGAUAUUUUUGUCUGCUUUUUAUGGGUAGUGUAGUAAGUAUGUCUUUAUCAAGUGAAAAAAAGCCCCAAUUUCUUCAUAAAAUUCUAAAUAUUCCUGCAAAAAUAUAUCACGUCUACAUGGUAGAUUUUUGUUCCUAAAACAAUUUUAGAUUUAUAUUUAUUUAAGAGUGAUAAAGGUAACAGCACACAGAACAAUUAUAAAGUUUGAUAUUAACUAAAACCAUAUUAUUUUGGGACCAGAAAAUAUAAAAUAUGAAACUUUUAUUAAUAAUUGCAGGAAUUGGGGCUUAUAUAUCCAUUAUUUAAAGGACAAAGAACUUUCAACGCUCAAAUAGUUUAAUAGGAGCGUUCUGGUCCUUCGAGUCGGAUACUUUCACAUCUUAAUAUCAAAUAAUAUAAGGUUUCCCGUAGUAAUUAUAACAAUAUCCGCCUUUAUUCUGAUCUUUACUGUCUACAAUAUAUUAAUGCAAUAAAACGCGCAAUUUUAGUCUCAAACUAUUUUGUAGUGACUUCUUGUUCAAUAAUUGUAAGUUAAGAUUAUGUUUUAUUUUUAUUAAUGUGACUUUUGUAGAAUAUGUAGUAUCUAAGUGCACAAUAUUGGUAUUAUUAUAGAAACAAUAGUUUUGAAUUUCAUUGCAUGAUACAAAAAAAAUGUUCACUGUAAUGUUACAGAUUUUGUCAAUUUUCAUUGUAUUUCUAAAUGUGAAUGUUGUUAAAUUUAAAUUAAGAUGUCUAUGGCUUGGAACUUAAUAAAAAAGUUAUAUGAAACAUGACAUAACUAUUUCAAUCAAAAGCUGUAAUUAAAAGUUAAUUUCGAUUGAUUCAAAAGGACAUAAUACAUUUUUGUAUGUUCUGAAACUAAGUCGGCAAAAAAGCUAGAACACAUCUUAAUACUAAAUAAGUGAUGUAACACUCCACAUAAACAUCCACAAUUGCAGAUUGACUUUAAUCAAAGAUAUUUAAGAAAUAUAUAGACUAGACAUUGUAAACAUUUUUUCUGGUAACUUAUUUGAAAGGUACUAUGUUAGUUGUCAAAGUACUCCACUUCAUGUCCUGGUAUUGACAUGUUAUCAAACAUUUUACAAAAUCAUAAUAAGCUCCAUCUUUUGUCACAAAAUAAACAUUAAAAUAUGAUUUAAUUAUUCCUGGCAAUCCAUUUUAAUACAUUUUAGUUAAAUUGACAAGUGGUUUUGAGAAUUAUUAAUAGGUAUAAUGUGGUAAAAUGUCUCAAGUGAAGUGUUAUCUAUGCUUCCUCUAUAUAUUUUGAAAUAUCUUUGACUUUAAUCAACAGUGGAAAUGCAGAUAUAUCCUC
Messenger RNA from Papilio polytes (common Mormon), 4864 nucleotides. RefSeq names its product trimethylguanosine synthase (gene Tgs1). Gene Ontology annotation, molecular function: RNA cap trimethylguanosine synthase activity. Gene Ontology annotation, cellular component: nucleus. NCBI's taxonomy places the organism in Eukaryota, Metazoa, Arthropoda, Insecta, Lepidoptera, Papilionidae. The transcript has 10 exons. The record is from RefSeq and is a predicted model, not a curated record. Gene Ontology annotation, biological process: 7-methylguanosine RNA capping; 7-methylguanosine cap hypermethylation. Bases 160 to 2931 code for a protein of 923 amino acids.